AUGGCAGAACAGAUCAUAGCCGCCAGACUCAAAGAGGACAAGAAGAAGGACAAGAAGCGGAAGAGAGAGGUACCAGCAGCGGGGGCAGCAGCGAAGAAAUCAGAGAAGGGCUUCUCGCUCGUAGGCGAGAAGAAGGAUGCAGAGUUGGAGGAUAUCUUUGGGAAGAGCACUGCUUACGUCGCACCGGCUCGAACGACGCUCUCAGCUCCAGGUCCGUCCAAGCGGUCCAGGGCGGAGAAGGCGGAUGAGGCGAUAGAGGCCAAAGAUGGCAAGACGAAGAGGCAGAAGAAGAGCCGGCUGCCAGCCGCUGAGGAGGAGUCAGCACCUGUCGCCAAGGCUGGGCCGACAAAGGUGGCUCCUGCUCCUGCCCCGGCCGCGGCCUCGGCUGAGGAGGAUGAGGAGAUGGAUUCGGACGAGGCGGACGAUUCAGCAGACGACGAAGCUGUCGAGGACCUCGUCCACGAGACCCUCAAAUCCCCGAAGAAACCCCGUCAAAAGCCCUCCGAGCUCAAGUUCACCCCACUCAAUGAAACCCCCGCGGACCGGGAUCGCCGCUCCCUCUUCCUCGGCAACCUUCCUAUCGAAGUCGCCAAGUCCAAAUCAGCCGUCAGCCAGCUCAAGGCGCACAUCCUCUCUUUUGCUCAAGGGGCCAAGAUCGAGUCGAUCCGGUUCCGCUCGGUGGCGUUUGCGGCGCCGACAGCUGCGCUGCCAGAGGAGGAAGAGGUCGCGGAGGGGAAGAGGCAGAAGCGGGAGAUUGAGCGGGCGCGCAAGUGGAAGGAGGAGCAGGAGGUGUUGAAGGAGGGUGGGAAGGAGGCGGAGGAGGUUGAUCCGAGUAAGAGUUACUUGGAUAAUAAGGGGAAGCGGAAGGUCGCUUUCAUCAAGAAGGACUUCCAUGAAGAUCUUGCCAGCUGCAACGGUUAUGUCGUAUUCUCCCACCCUCAUCCCGAUCGCGCGACCAACGUCGCACCCAUCAUGGACCCCUACCUCGCCGCCGAGCAAAUCCUCGCCGCCAACGGCUCCGUCUUCCAAGAACGCACAAUCCGGGUCGACCGGCUCCGGAAACCCUCCGCCGAGGGGUUGCAGUCAGCCACAACGGCACUGGGCAAGCGGGACGCGUGGCUGCCCAGCGGUACAGAUCCCAAGCGGAGUCUGUUUGUUGGCGGGCUGGACUAUGCGGCCAAGGAGGAGGAUGUCAGGGUAUUUUUUGAGGGGCUGGUGAAGGCUGAGAGGGGAGCGAGGGAGGGGGGCGGAAGAUGGGUUACGGAGGUCAGAUUGAUCAGGGAUCGGGAGACCCAGAUGGGCAAGGGGUUCGGAUAUGUCCACUUUGUGGACCGCGAAUCCGCAGACGAGAUCGUCGCGCUCCCAUCAACAAAGCUCAAAUUUGCCAAACGCCCUCUCCGCGUUCAAACCAGCAAGACCCUCCCCACUAGCGUCACCGCCCCCAAAAAGGCACUUCCCGGCGCCUCCGCCUCCGCCUCCUCCUCUUCCAGCAAACCCACCCCCAAACCCCGUCCCGUCGGACCCAUCAAAGUCCCCAAGGGCGACCCCCUCCUCGGCGAAAAGCUCAAAGACCUUUCUAAAGAGGACCGUAAAGUCGCCAAAGCGGCAGAUACGGACCGUGCGGCUCGUCGUCUGGCAAAGAAGCAGUCGAAAGCAGCGAGCAGGAGCAACGAGACGGGCGCGGUCAAGCUGGGUCCGACGAAGAGUGAGCGGAAGGACAGGGCGGGCGGGGCUGGGAAGGCCAAGAAGAGCAGAGUGAGGAGUAGUAAUGCUCUUGCGAAUAUGAAGGGGAGUAGGACGUGA
Molecule: messenger RNA, 1803 nt
Organism: Dioszegia hungarica
Lineage: Eukaryota; Fungi; Basidiomycota; Tremellomycetes; Tremellales; Bulleribasidiaceae
Exons: 4
Coding region: 1-1803 (600 amino acids)
Molecular function (GO): RNA binding
Source: RefSeq, a predicted model, not a curated record